Messenger RNA from Neltuma alba, 1562 nucleotides. Its product is annotated as heat shock factor protein HSF24. Bases 406 to 1308 code for a protein of 300 amino acids. The transcript has 2 exons. Gene Ontology annotation, biological process: regulation of transcription by RNA polymerase II. NCBI's taxonomy places the organism in Eukaryota, Viridiplantae, Streptophyta, Magnoliopsida, Fabales, Fabaceae. Gene Ontology annotation, molecular function: RNA polymerase II cis-regulatory region sequence-specific DNA binding; DNA-binding transcription factor activity. The record is from RefSeq and is a predicted model, not a curated record. Gene Ontology annotation, cellular component: nucleus.
AGUAGUCUCGUGCAAGAUAGGAGAAGGACGAUAUUUACUCGUACCUCUUUCUAGCUACGACGACUCUUUGAUUCCGUUGUCGGAGUUAUGGUAUAUUUUGUCCCUUCAUCUCAAAUUCUGGUUGCGGUUUGGAUCCAUGGAUUCUGAUCAUCGCAGAAAGCCUUCCGAUCACUUAGUUCACUCUCGAUUCUUCCUCUUUGGCUUCUAUUGCUGGGAUUGGGAAUUCUUGACGGCUCUUCUCCUCUUUAGUUGUUCUUCCUAAUCAAUCGCGAUUCUCUGGCCGUUUGUUUAUUCUAUUUUUCCUGUACCGCGUCGGAUCAAUAUAGUCCGGAAUUUCAGAUAGGAAUUUGUUAUUUGUUUCGAAAGAGUUCUUCCCUGAGAGAGAAACGCCGAUCGAGGAGGGAAAUGACGCAGCGGUCGGUGCCGGCGCCGUUUCUGACGAAAACAUACCAUUUGGUGGACGAUGAGCUGACCAACGACGUGAUAUCGUGGAACGAAAGCGGCGACACGUUCGUGGUGUGGAAGCAAGCGGAUUUUGCCAAGGAUUUGCUUCCCAAUUAUUUCAAGCACAACAAUUUCUCCAGCUUUGUUCGUCAGCUCAACACUUAUGGAUUCCGAAAGAUAGUCCCCGACAAAUGGGAAUUCGCGAACGAACAUUUCAAGCGAGGACGCAAGGAGCUCCUCUCCGAGAUCAAACGCCGGAAGAAUCCCUCGCAACCAUCGGCGCAGGCCUCCGGGAAGUCCGGAAGCGGCGGGGGCGGGAAUUCCGCGUCGAACUCCGGAGCCGGCGACGACGUGGGGUCCACCUCCACUUCAUCGACUGAUUCGAAGAAUAAGCCGGGGUCGGCGGAGACGAAAACGGGUGCAGAAUACGCAGAGCUAUCAGGAGAGAAUGAGAAGCUGAGAAAAGAUAAUGAGAUGCUGAGCUCGGAGCUAGCGGAAGCGAAGAGGCAGUGCGAGGAGCUGGUGGGUUUUCUGACGAAGUACCUCAAAGUGGGGCCCGAUCAGAUCAAUCGCCUAAUGCGGCAAGGAACAAGUGGGUCCAGCCGCGAAGAAGAAGAAGAAGAAGGACAAGAAGAUGAGGACGAGACAAAGGCGGUAGGUGAAGGCGGAGAAAGUCUGAAACUAUUUGGGGUUUGGUUGAGAGGUGAGAAAGAAACGACGAAGGAGGAGGAGGAGAAAAUGAGGAGCAACGACCAUAAGAAGAGAGGGCGAGAAGACCAGAUGGCCUUUGCUGGGGCCCUCCCAUCGAAGGGGCUGAAGACCGUGCAUUUUGGUGCAUCCCCUGUGAAGGUCAUGAUCAACUGAAGCCCACGCCUGUUGAAUCUGCAGAAUUACUAUCGUCCCGUCCCUUUUCUAUGUUUGUCUUCUCAAAGAAAAGAUAAAGCCAAAGCAUAGUGUGAGACGGGGUAUGUACUAUAGCUGCAAUAUACCACUCUUCAGCAAUUAGUAAUUAGCGAAUGUCAAUGUUUCGGGUUUUUCUAUGUUUAAAUUCAAUAACAUACGUGUUCCCAUGGAAAACAAAUGAUUGUUGGUCAGCACGCAAUGGAUGGCUUUUGCAC